Molecule: messenger RNA, 1418 nt
Organism: Struthio camelus australis
Lineage: Eukaryota; Metazoa; Chordata; Aves; Struthioniformes; Struthionidae
Source: RefSeq, a predicted model, not a curated record
GUGGCGGCCGUCGUGGUCACCGAACCCCUCCACGCCGGCCUGGCCGCCCCCGGCGUCGAGCUGGUCGUCGAGUCGGAGGAGCAGUUUCAGGCCUGCCAGCGCUGGAUCGCCAGGAGGACGGAAGCCGUGAUGAGGCGCUUGCAGAGCAACAACGUGAAGCUGCUGCUGUCGAGCGUGAAACAACACGAAGUAGUUAUCUAUUUUGCAAAACUGUACAGCGUAUCUGUUGUCGAGUGUUUGUCGUCAGAAGAGAUCGCCCUUCUCCGCAAAAUCACGGGCAUCUCGCCUUUUACACCUUCUUGUGAUGAUACGCAUAGAGAAAUCACCGAAAUUGCAGUGGCAGCGUUUUGUCAGCCCUUGCUGCUCGGCUCAGAGAGAUACGUUCACCUUGGCUUCACCAGCACGUGUGCCUUUCAGCCUCAUUGCCUCAUUCUCUGUGGGCCAGCCCAUGGUGUUAAUGAGCAACACGCUGCUGCUUUUCAAGGGGCCUUUAAAAUGCUAGAGCAGCUAUUUAAAACAGUUGAACAGAGAGAGGAAUGGGAAGCAGAAGGUGAAAGCCAGAAUGAAACCUCAGAUAUCUGUGGUUGGCAUUCUUCCGCUUCUGAGAAGCAACUCCUCAUAGAAAAUACCUCCUGUAACGCUAAUCAGGGUUCUGAACGUCAGCUCAGAGCAGGUAGGGGUGAAGCAGAGACACAGAUUGUAGAGUCUGACUUACAGGGAAGUGAAAAUCCAGCAUGUGUGCAAGCAGACUUGCAAACGUCCUCAAGUCUUGUCUCACCCAUCAAAGAAUUAAGUGCUCUCACUGUCAGAGAUAGCUUUUCAAGAGAUGAACAGAAACUGCAUCCAAAAUGGAAGCAUCCAGAUGAAGUUCACAAGAAUUGUAGAAGUGGUUUAGUGCUGGACAAUCAGAAGAAUGGUAGUACCGCUAUAUUAGCAGCAGGCAAUGCUAAUGCAAUUGUAUCUGAACACUUAGAUGCUCAUAAAGGUACAGAGAAAAUUAGUUGUAAAGCAGGAUCAGUUUUACCAGUAGGGGGUAACUUUGAAAUACUGUUACAUUAUUAUAUUCGGCACUAUGCAAAACAGUGUCGAGAGUCAUCGGUAGCUGACAUAUCUGGUAUCAUUGCUGAUGCCUUGCUAAGCAUUCCGAAGUCCCUAUACCGGACAGCAGAAGGAAAUAGUUUUAACAAAUUCUAUCUCAAAGCCAUAGAUGCGCUCAGGAAAAAUGAGCCGCUGCCGAUGGAUCAGAAAGGCUUAGAAUCGGUGUAUUGUAAAUACCAGUUAGUAAUUUCCGUUCUUAAUUGUAUUACCGAGCUUCUCACUAUUGACUUAAUAAUUGGUGUUAAGCGGCCGCUGCAAAAAAUUGAGGAUAAUGACUCAGAAGAUGAUUUCUGAAACAAUAAAGAACUCUUUUGAUUUUG